Molecule: messenger RNA, 795 nt
Organism: Chanos chanos (milkfish)
Lineage: Eukaryota; Metazoa; Chordata; Actinopteri; Gonorynchiformes; Chanidae
Exons: 3
Coding region: 1-795 (264 amino acids)
Source: RefSeq, a predicted model, not a curated record
AUGGCGCCAGGUCGGAAACGUGGAGGUGGGAUGAAUCCGAGCCGCUGGCCUGGACCUGGGUUCGAGAUGAACUCCGCCGUUCCUCCGCCACAUGACAGGAGUUGGCCUGACCCGCCCCGAGGGGGAUUUCGUGAUUGUCCCGGUCCCGGAUUUCGGGACGCGCCCAUGAUAAUGGGACCAUACGAUCCGAAUGAUGAGAUUGGGUCGGGGAUCCCACCGGCACCUUACGAACCAUAUGAUGUUAUGCCUCCCGGACCUUAUGAUCCAUAUGACUUGAGACCACCUCCGGGGCCAGUCAACCCUAUGCUGAGGGAUGCUGAGUACCGUUUUAGAGAAGACUUAGAACUCGACAGAGCAAUGAUGCGCGAAACCUCAGAGUUCUUAAUUAACGGCCACCCAGUGAAUGAGCGAUGCUUUCCAGUGCUAGAAUUUGAUCACAGUCCAGAGCUGCUUUUGAUUCCGAACCGAGGUUUCAGACAAAUGGAUGAACGUGGUCCUAUGGAACGUGGUUAUUUUCCGCCAGUGGACAGUCACGUCAGUCUUGGAUUUGGACGAGGCAGAGGAGGAUUCAAGGGACACCCACCAGACCUAAGUGGACCAAGACCUAGGCCAUCAAUGGUUCAAAAGGAGUGGGCUGGCUCAUCUGGAAUGCCUCCACCCAGAGGCCCAAGACCACCUCAGACAACUCCUAAAGAGAAAGCAAAACAAGUGCCUCUAGAGCCCAAAAGUGACCCUACUAAAACCUCGGCGCCAGUUGACACUUUGGCUGCCCUGAAAAACUUUGCUGCUAAGUAA